CGGGACCACGGCGGGACGUGCCCGGGCAUGUGAGCGCAGCAGCUUCCGGGCGAGACACGUGGGAGCCGGGGCGGUAGCGCAGGGAUGCCUCCUGGCAAAGGGCAGCUGACCCCGCUGCUGCCCACCCCGAAGGACUCUGUGCCCACCCCACAAGGCACCCAUGGCCCUGCUGCGGGUGGCUGUGCUCAGCCACCAGAGGGUCCCGGUACACUGCAGGGUCGCAGCAAGAAGAAGAGCCGCAAGCAUCAGCGAUUCAUCGAGCGCCGGACGCUGUUGGAGCAGAAGGGGCUGCUGAGCCCCCGCCGGUGCCUGGACAGCCAGGCCCCCAUGGCAGGGCCGGAGGCAUGCAGCACGCUUGCCAAGGCAGGUGGCACCACGGCACUGCACUGCGGGAAGGUCCCCAAACCCAAACAGGUUCCCUCCCCAUCCCUGUCUCCGUCCGCCUCUCCAGACAGCAUAGCCAGGCACCACUCCGUGCUCCUCUCCCAGGGGAAUGGCAGCUCCAAGGGGGUGCGGACGUGCUCCCCACUCCUGUGCCCAGGCAAAUAUGUGGCCAUCGACUGUGAGAUGGUGGGCACCGGUCCUCAGGGCAGGCUGAGCGAGCUGGCGCGGUGCUCCGUGGUGAACUAUGAGGGGGACGUCAUCUAUGACAAGUACGUCCAGCCUGAGCUACCCAUCGUGGACUACCGGACGCGCUGGAGUGGCAUCACCAAGCAGCACAUGAAGAGGGCAAUUCCCUUCAAGACUGCCCAGGCAGAGAUCCUGAAGAUCUUGAAAGACAAGAUUGUGGUAGGACACGCCAUCCACAACGACUUCCAAGCUCUGAAGUACUUCCACCCAAAAGACAGGACCCGAGACACCAGCCGGAUCCCUGUGCUGAACCAGAAAGCAGGGCUGCCUGUCAAGGCCAGCGUCUCUCUCAAGAGCUUGGCCAGGCACCUGCUCCAGAAAAAGAUCCAGGUUGGCUGCAAAGGGCACUCAUCGGUGGAGGAUGCUCAGACAGCCAUGGAGCUGUACAGACUGGUGGAGGUACAGUGGGAGACGGAGCUGGCCCAUAGCCUGCCCCCCCGGCCCCCCAGCCCCAUCACAGACCCCACCACAGACAGCAACCAGUACAUGGAUGACCGGUACUGGCCCACGGACCUGAUGGCAAGCAGCCUGUAAUGGGGAACGCCGCAGGUUUCUGGCCAUCCUGAUGCCUUCAGCUAUUAAAGGUGGAGGCAGCUGCCAACGUCCUUCCCCAGGGCUUGUGCCCUGCCCGGCACCUGGCCCACUGAACAGCAGUGCAGAGGAGUCAGAUGCCCCCCAGCCCCACUCAGGGACAGAGAAAUGGUGGCAGAUGGACAUCGGUAAUCUCCUGAAAAUGCUGUUUGCAGCUUCUUGCUGUUACACAGAAAUAAGCAUUGUGACUCUGCUGUGUUCAUCUGUCAUUUGGUGCUCGGGGACGAGCAGGGUCCAGGUGGAGGAACCCCUGUGGGUGUGCAAUGGCUGUGGCAGUGGGGUGGGGCUGCCAGGGCACCUCCCAUGUCCCCUGGGAGGGGAUACCCCCAUGGUGGGCAAGUGGCAAGUCUUCCCAGGAGAGGACUGGGGUGUCUCGCUGAUGCCCAAAGGCUGUAAAUCAUCCAGGGGCAACUUAAACGACCAAUUUCCUUGUCACUUUGCACAGUGAAGCCUGAAAAGAAAGUCUGUGUCUAAUCAAUGUCCAGCCUUGACAAGAGCAUAGGAUGCACUUCAUUUUAAAUACUCUACUUACAUGUUUGUCCAAUUCUGAAUUAAAAACUGGUCCUGCAAAA
Messenger RNA from Phalacrocorax carbo (great cormorant), 1793 nucleotides. The record is from RefSeq and is a predicted model, not a curated record. NCBI's taxonomy places the organism in Eukaryota, Metazoa, Chordata, Aves, Suliformes, Phalacrocoracidae.